Mucor velutinosus is the source of this 2133-nucleotide messenger RNA. RefSeq names its product white collar 2 type of transcription factor. The transcript has 4 exons. The record is from RefSeq and is a predicted model, not a curated record. The coding region runs from base 1 to 2133 and encodes 710 amino acids. Lineage: Eukaryota; Fungi; Mucoromycota; Mucoromycetes; Mucorales; Mucoraceae.
AUGAAUAUAUUGCAGAAUCGCAUCGAUUCCUUCAAAAAUAACACAUUGAAAUGGCCAUAUGCUAACAAGCAACAGUAUCAUAAACCAGAAACUUUUGCAAAAGCUGGCUUCUAUUUCAUGCGUAGGCCCAGGACAGUUGAUAGUGUACGCUGCUUCAUGUGCGAUAUUGAUCUUGGUCAUUGGAAAGCGGGACAAUCGCCUUAUACUCGCCAUGCCACUGAAUCACCCGCAUGCCCUUGGGCAUUGCUAAAUUUCCCUGACGCUGCAGCAUCCAGCAACAGAGCAUUGACAGUGAAUGAAAAGGACCCUACCACGCAACCUCAACAUAAAGUUAUGAGAUCAGCUCGUCUUGCAACGUUCAAUCAUCACCAUUAUUGGCCACCCAACAAGAGUUUAAAGAGUAGACGGUUCCAAGUGGCAUCCAAGCUGUCAGACGCAGGGUUUUAUUUCACACCCACAUUAGAGAACACAGCUAGAAUCAAGUGUCCAUAUUGUAAAGCUACUAUCAUGGAGCCGGAUAAGACGACAGACGCAUUGGCUUUACACAGACAACUCAACGACGCAUGUCCCUUUUUCAGUCAACAACGAAAACUUGGCACCAAAAGCAGUAGCAGAAAUAACAGAAGAGAUACAACAGCCAGUACUGCAUCCAGCGACACAUAUAAAACAGCUGAAAGUCAGUUGGAUCUAGCAUUACCGCCACCACCUCCACCUCCACAGGCACAAGAGGUACAACAGCAAGGGGAUAACAUGGUGCCACAAAAGCGAAAACCAGAGCAAGAGGAAGACGAUAGUAUCUGGGACAUUAAUCACUUUUUGAAUAUACCAGCUCAUGUCAAAAAACCCACAUUGACCUAUGGCAACAAAUCAACCGAAAGAAGAACACGACAAAGAUUGUUACCGUCCGCUGGCAAAAGAACACAUGUAGACAUUUUCUCAAAUUUGGACCUCUCGUCCUCUCCCUCUUUGGCUGUGGAGCGAUCGUUAGAAGGCAGUAGCAGCAGUAGCCAGGUGAAAAAGCCAUCAUUGAUAGAGAAGAUGGACAAGCCAAGACCAAAGCGCACAUCAACAUCAACAUCUACCAAGAAGAGAGAGCCACAGCAAACUAAAACAGUCAAAGAGAAGGCACCAACACCAUCGCCAACCAUACCACAUGCAGCAGCUACAACAGAACCACCAGUAACUGCUUCAAUAGCAUCUUCAUUUUCAUCCAGAGUGCUACCGCCAUUACAAACACAAGCACAAGCACAAGAACCAUUACCUGACGAUGAGUCCUUGCUCAUGUCCCCCGUAUUUCCUCCUCCAGAUCCAAUCCUACUUGAUAAACCAUUAGCUGCUAUUCCCAUCCAAUUUAACAAGCCCACGACAGCAUCUGCAGAACCGCCGCAAUCUUCAGAAAGCACGCUAUCCAGUGAUGAAAAUGAAGACCCAGUGCCUCUCUCCACCAGCACCACACCGUCCCGCGACAAAGGAAAACAAAGACAAGUAGAGCAUGCCAUCGUGCCCAAGAAAACGACGCUCAGUCUAUCCAAAUCGGGUCGAACAUCCAUUCCAAAAAGACCACCUACUUCACCUACAAGAAGCUGCAAUUCAGACGUAGCAGCGUCUUUGGCUAAGCAAAUGAAAUACCUUCAGUCCACACCCAUGCACAGUGUAAGCAGUAGGACAGUCAAUGCCAUGGAUAUCUUUGGUGAGUGUCCAUUAUCUCCCAUCACCACAACUACAUCAUCAUCAUCAGCAGCAGCCACAGCAAUCCCAAACAGCAAUGCAGCACACAUCAGAACACCCUCUAUGGCUACUACAGGUACUGCUUCUUCCAGUGCAGAUGGUGUGGUUGGUCGCACACGCAGUGUCUUUACUGCCGAUGGUCAACGUCGUCUUUUUCACUCCAACAACACUACAGCAACAAAUGCACCUGCCAUGACAUUGGACGUUAAUUCAGCACCACCAGUAACAGCGGAACAGAAACAAAUGUCUGUUGAAAUGUAUCUUCAACAUGUGAUGGAUGAAAACAUCAGAAAAGUGCGAGAACAAGGAAAGCAACUGAUUGAGAUCAUGAAAGAGAAAUCAGAAGACAUCAAGCAAGGCUUGUUGAGUCAAAAGCAGCAGCAGCAGCAGCAGCAGCAGCAGUAG